CUCACAGGCUCAGGUCUAAGAUUCCCACCGCCUUGCUCCAGACGGAGACCCAUUAGGGAACCACGGUACCCAAAGGCAUUAUGAAAAACCUGUGUUUUGGAGUCACGGCCAUGGCUGUAGGUCUUUAUUUGACUGGAGCAAUGGCAAACCCACCAAGAAAGCACAGUGUUGUCUUCAGUGCUGCGUGCCAGUGGGAUGGACAUCUCCUGACAGAUUGUUCCUUCACGGGAAAGCAUGGUAUUCCUGGUGACGUAUCACAGACAGCGUCCACAGUGGGUGUGAGUUCCAGUUUCAUUGGGGUUCUCUUACAAUCUCCCACAGACAAAGAACAGAGUAUAAAACAUCUGGAUCUCAGUAACAAUCGCCUGUCGACAAUAACCUUGAGCUCUCUUGCACACUUACACGCUUUGGAAAUAGUAAACCUCAGCCACAAUGCCAUCCACUCCAUCUCAUUGGAUCUACCCCAUCCUAAGUCCUCGAAGGCGAGAUGCCCCAGAAGCAACGGGAGAAAUGGGCUUCCACAUCUAAAGUUGCUCAUUCUUCAAGGAAAUAAUCUUGGUGACAUUCCCAAGGGACUGUGGAAACUGAAGUCAUUACGGAGUUUGGAUCUGUCCUUCAAUGGGAUAUCGCAAGUUGGUGUGUCUGAUUUUCAUAAGUGCCUGCAACUGGAGAACCUCUAUUUAAGGAGCAACAAGAUAUUCAGAAUUCAUCCAGAAGCCUUCAAGGACCUCAAAAAAUUACAGGUGGUGGACCUCAGCAGCAAUGCCCUGACCGCCGUCCUGCCGAUGAUGGCCAUCGCUCUAGGACUUCCCUGUCUGGACGCUGACUUGGCUGAUAACCAAUGGCAGUGUGACGAUAGCGUGGUGGCCUUCCAAAACUUCAUUUCUGAAUCCUGGAGGAGAAAGUGGGAUGAAAUUUGCCACAAGUCUAUAGGGAAUGAGGAGGCAUCCUGGCAGACCCCCAAACGCAGAGUUUCCAGGGAGAUCCAGCUUCCUCACACUGACCUGCAUCACACGAAAAGCUUCAUAAGGAGCAAAGCGGUGAGGCCCCAGGAAGGAACGUAUAGGCCCUUUUCCACCCUGGGGAAGAAGGACCAUGAAGGCUCUGAUACCUCUGAGCAGCAGAGAUGGCCCCCAAGAUGGGUAAGGAGCACACAGGACGUGCAAGUGGCCAGCAGGAAGGAAGCUGCCUCCCAGGACCUCGCACUGGCUGUCUGCUUAGCGGUGUUCAUCACGUUCUUCGUGGCUUUCUGCCUGGGGGCUUUUGCAAGGCCUUAUCUUGACAGACUGUGGCAACAGAGAUGCAGAAAGAAACAGCUGAGUUCAGACCACGCAUAUCACAACGAGGGCUACAACGAAAUGGAAGCUGCUGGGAACAUCCAGCACCCAAGGGCAGAUCUGCACCAUGCUUGCCAUGGUCUAACCCUCUGUUCAAAGCAAGACCCUUUCUUGAGGAUGGAGGCCUGCCCACAGUCUGCUGUCAUUCCUGAUAGAAGCCUGGGAAUGAGCAGAAAGGAGCCCGGCAGCAGACAGAGCAGGGAACAAGGCAGGAAUGACACUGGGGCUGCAAGUAGGAAGGAUACUGUGCUUCCAAAUGGCAGUGCAGCCUGUCCCGUUAUCCAUGGGCCACCAAAUGCUGCCAGCAACACACCCAUUUCAGCAGAACAGGACCACCUCUGCAGGAAUGGUAUUCUUGGAGAAAUCAAUCAUGAAACUGAGGCCCCAGAAUAUUUUCUCAGUCAGUAUUCACUGGGGGUCCCUGUGACAGCUGGCAGAUUACAAACUGGCCCUGGCUCAAUCCAUAAGGGUGUGAAUGAGUUAGACCCGCUGCUGUGGAGAGAUUCGAGAGCUGCUCUCUCUGAAACACAGACACGUACAAAAGCACAGAGGACUGGAGAGAAUGAGGAGAGAAGGAGCACCGAACCAUUGCCUUCGGAGUCUUCUAAGGACGUGCAAGCGAGCACUUCCAUUAGUUUCCUGAACACACAGGAGCAACGAUUCACAGGAGCCAGUGCCAAGGGCGAACAUUUCACCUACUACUGUUCGACCUCACUCAGUGAUCUAGCAGAUACAAACCCAUCCCCACCGGGUUCUCCUCCAAGGUGGGGCAAUGACCCACCUGUCACUCCUGCUAACAAAGAACCUGUGCAGAAACCUGCACCUUGGGACACACAACACGAGUUGGACAUCAACUAUGACUCUGAUUCUGAUGAAGGGUCUUUGUUCACUCUAAGUUCGACAAGUUCAGAAGGUGGAAGAGAUGUAUCUGAAGAACAGGCAGAUGGUGAGGAGAGUCGUAGAACCAGCGAGGUCCAAGGGGACGAGGACUCAGGGGUGAGGAAGGACAACGUGACACCAUUUGACUGUCUUGAGGACGACAUCACCUUCCAGAAGAGUCAGGAGAAAUGUGAGAAUCAGGAGGAUCUGUUUGAAAAACCUUUCAUUUAUGGUUCAGACUCUGGUUUGUAUGAGAGUCAUCUGGAAAGUGCCACCAACACCAGUAAACUUGAGAAUCCAUUGACCUUGUCUGGAUCACUGGGCAAUUGUCCUUCCAGGGACGAGACCUCAGACUCGUUCAUUUCUGAUUAUGUCUCAGCUCUCCAGUCUGAAGCAGUAGAAUGGCAUUGCUCACUUACAGACCUAGAAUUUUUCAAUGUGGACACUUUACCACAAACACCACCAUGUUCUGCUGAUGUUUCCUCGGAUCCUGAUACAAUUGCCUGUCAUGAAAGAGACUCGGACAAUUGUACACAGGAACAUUUCACUGAGGGAACUGACACAGAUCCAAACAAUAUUCCCUUCCAGAUCCCUUCAGGGGAACACUUACGACCCUCCCAACAAGAUUCUAAAAACAGCAGCAUGCAUUUGGACCCACUGGAUACUGAUACAAAUGAAAACCAUGAUUCCAGAGAGAUUAUAAGCCAAACACAAUUGUUAUCUUUCAGUGGUAAUGAGCUAGCUCUUCAGUAUGAAAGAGGAGGAGGGGAAUAAUUUGAAAAGGGUUCCAAGAUCCAGGUACCAUUAUUCCAAGAGCUCCCAAAUAAAACCUAUUCACUAAGAACUCAGGAGCCCUUCAGUGAUAAAGAUUGGGGUAAAUAUUCAAAGGAGAAUUGGUUGCAAUGAAAAAAAGAUAAUUCUGCCCUGGCUGGUGUGGCUCAGUGGACUGAGCACUGGUCUGAGAACCAAAGGGCUACCAGUUUGAUUCCCCUCAGGGCACAUCCCUGGGUUGCAAGCCAAGUCUUCAGUUGGGGUCACAUGAGAGGCAACAACACAUUGAUGUUUUCCUUCUUCCUCCCUCCCUACCCCUCUCUUCAAAAAUAACUAAAAUCUUUUUUUAAAAAUCAAAAAAAGAUUAUUCUAACUUUUACCCUCAAAUGCAGACCCAGAGCAACCCAAUGGGAGCUGACUGCGUGGGUGAGAACCAGCUCUGCUAUGACAAGGCAAGGAUGUUCAACUGGAAAAACAGGGAAUGC
Artibeus jamaicensis (Jamaican fruit-eating bat) is the source of this 3472-nucleotide messenger RNA. It is a transcript of the gene LRRC66, whose product is annotated as leucine rich repeat containing 66. Lineage: Eukaryota; Metazoa; Chordata; Mammalia; Chiroptera; Phyllostomidae. Gene Ontology annotation, molecular function: protein binding. Bases 81 to 2990 code for a protein of 969 amino acids. The record is from RefSeq and is a predicted model, not a curated record. The transcript has 5 exons.